AUGGCCAACAACCUCGGCUUCACCCUCACGCCAGAUUCCAUGGCGACGUUCAGGGACGCCGCUUGGCCAAUGCUGGUCAUGACCUUUAUGGCCUUUGCCGGAAAUACUUGCUAUCCGGUCUUCCUGCGACUUUGCAUCUGGACCACGUCGCAGCUGGUACCAAAACAGUCCCAGACGAAGGAGACGCUGCAGUUCCUUCUUGACCACCCGCGGAGAUGUUAUACGCUCCUCUUCCCUAGCCGCCCCACCUGGCUUCUGUUCGGUACUGUGUUCAUACUGAACUUUGUCGACGUUCUACUCAUUAUCGUACUGGACCUGGAUAAUCCAGCUGUUACAGACCUUCCUAUGGGCCCCCGUAUCCUCUCGGCACUGUUCCAGGCCGCAUCUGCUCGUCACACCGGCACCUCUACGCUGAAUCUUGCAGAGGUUAAUCCUGCAGUUCAGUUUAGCCUACUAACGAUGAUGUACAUCGCUGUCUUCCCGAUUGCCAUCAGCGUCCGCGCCUCCAACACGUAUGAGGAGCGAGCAUUAGGCAUCUGGGCGCCUGAUGCUACCGGCCUCGACGAGAAUAAUGGCGUGUCGUACGUCAUGGAUCAUAUGCGGAACCAGCUUAGCUUCGAUCUCUGGUAUAUCUUCCUCGGAACCUUUCUUGUUUGCAUCGCCGAAGCGCGGCGCAUUACAGAUUUGAGUGAACCGUCUAGCGGCAACGUUGGUCUAUCACUCGGCGGUCCACUUGGUAACACGUCCAUGUCCGGACAUUAUUCCGUCUUCAGCAAGAUGGUCAUCUGUCUCAUGAUGGUCCGGGGCCGUCACCGCGGGCUGCCCUACGCUUUGGAUCGAGCUAUUACCCUACCAACUGGGCACGAUAACGACACUCAAAUGGAAGAAACGACAAGGCCCUUCAGAUUCGAGAGCUUUCCCCCAGCUGGCGCGAUGGUUCCAUUGACCAAAGCGCACACAACAUCCUGA
Molecule: messenger RNA, 969 nt
Organism: Colletotrichum spaethianum
Lineage: Eukaryota; Fungi; Ascomycota; Sordariomycetes; Glomerellales; Glomerellaceae
Product: low-affinity potassium transport protein
Exons: 2
Coding region: 1-969 (322 amino acids)
Biological process (GO): potassium ion import across plasma membrane; intracellular potassium ion homeostasis
Cellular component (GO): plasma membrane
Molecular function (GO): high-affinity potassium ion transmembrane transporter activity
Source: RefSeq, a predicted model, not a curated record